AUGCAUCGUGAGUCCUGUCCAUUAGAUUGUAAAGUGUAUGUAGGCAAUCUUGGAAACAGUGGGAGCAAGACUGAACUACAGCGCACUUUUGGCUAUUAUGGACCACAUCGAAGUGUGUGGGUUGCUCGGAACCCUCCUGGCUUUGCUUUCGUUGAAUUUGAGGAUCCCGGAGAUGCCGCUGAUGCUGUCCGACAGCUGGAUUGCGGAACACUAUGUGGCUGCCGUGUGAGAGUAGAACUGUCGAAUGGUGAAAAAAGAAGUCUCAGUCGUGGCCCACCUCCCUCUUGGGGUCGAUGCCCUCGAGAUGAUUACCGUAGGAGGAGUCCUCCACCUCGGCAAAGAUCUCCAAGAAGAAGCUUCCCUCCAACCCGGAGCAGGUCAUUUUCUAGAGACAGGAGAAGAGAAAGGUCUCUGUCUCGUGAGAGAAACCUCAAGCCAUCUCGAUCCUUCUCUAGGUAUGAGCACGCGGAGCUGAGGGCGGAGCGCGAAGUCGCGGGGUUCCGUGGGCGCGCCGCCGGUGGAGAAACGUGUGACGCGCUUCCUGUGCGUCCCCGUGCAUUUCUGUCGCGCUGGUCCCGCGGCUCGGAGUUUUGA
Mesocricetus auratus (golden hamster) is the source of this 594-nucleotide messenger RNA. RefSeq names its product serine/arginine-rich splicing factor 3-like. Gene Ontology annotation, molecular function: RNA binding. The transcript has 3 exons. Gene Ontology annotation, cellular component: nuclear speck. The coding region runs from base 1 to 594 and encodes 197 amino acids. Lineage: Eukaryota; Metazoa; Chordata; Mammalia; Rodentia; Cricetidae. Gene Ontology annotation, biological process: mRNA splicing, via spliceosome. The record is from RefSeq and is a predicted model, not a curated record.